AUGCAUUCCUCCUCCUCUGACGACGAUGAAACAAAAAGCCACUAUGAGCACCAUGAAUACACCACACACAACAUUGUAUCAUUUGCCGCUGUGACAGAGACAAUACAUAAACCAUCCUCGACUUCAGAUGUUCAAAGUCGCAGCUAUGAUCCCUUUGAUCUCGAUGUUUAUGAUGAUUCGGCGUCCAUGCGCUCGGUUAGCACCUAUGCAUCCACCCAACAAAAUCUUAAACGAUCCAUGAAAUCACGGCAUCUUGCGAUGAUCUCAUUGGGUGGUGUCAUUGGCCAGGGCGUCUUUGUGUCCUCGGGUGCUAAUCUCAGAGAGGCUGGCCCAGCUGGCGUGCUGAUAGCAUAUAGUCUCAUCGGCUUUAUCGUGUUUUGGGUCGCUUAUUCUUUGGGCGAAAUGUCAGCGUAUAUUCCGGUAUCUGGUUCUUUUACCAUCUUUUGUCGUCGUUUUGUAGACGAAUCUUUUGGAACGGUGGUGGGUUACAAUUAUUGGGCCAUGUGGUCGGUCAUUGUGGCAAGCGAACUUGUAUCUAUACCCAUUGUCAUCUCUUACUGGUCCGAGGGCAAGAUAGAAGGAUGGAUACUCUCAUUGGCAUCACUUGUAAUCAUAUUCAUUGUCAAUAUGCUUGGUGCAAGAAGCUAUGGUGAAACCGAGUAUUGGUUCAGCUUGAUCAAGAUCCUCACAAUUUUGAUCUUCAUUGUUGUUGGAUGCCUUGUCUCAGGGGGAGUGAUUGGUGACGAGACCUAUGGCUUCAAAAACUGGAGGGACCCAGGUGCUUUCACACCUCAAGGAAUCGAUGGCAUCAUCAAUUCAUUAGCCUUUACUGCCUUUAGCAUGCAAGGCAUGGAAAUUGUUGGCAUUACGGCUGGUGAGGCUGGCAAUCCACGAAAGGAUGUACCACGAGCCAUUCGCAAUGUGUUCUGGCGCAUUGUCAUCUUCUAUAUUGGAACACUAUUCGUCAUGGGCAUGAUUAUCCGAUACGAUGAUGCCCGCUUACUUCCUACCGAUGAUUUGAAUACCGGCAACUUUACUAUUUCACAAUCACCCUUCACAAUUGUAUUUACAGAGGGUAAAUUGGGCGACGUGGCAGAUGUCAUGAAUAGCAUUAUCCUAAUCACGGUUCUUUCAUGUGCCAACAGUGGUUUGUACGUUGCAAGCCGUAUGUUACUUGCGUUAUCACGAGAAGGCAUUGCAUGGAAUAAGCUGGUGUACAUUUCGAAGCGUGGUGUGCCUGUGUAUGCAUUAAUUUGCACAGCGUUAGUGAGCUUGGUGGCAUGCACGACAUCUCAAAUUGCGGAUGGCAGUGUAUUCUUCGUAUUGACACGUAUGCCGGGGAUGGGUGUUAUGAUCACGUGGUCAGGGAUCACCAUUGCGCAUUUUCGAUUCAGGCGUGCUCUCAAAGCCCAACAACGUAGCCUUGACUGCUUACCGAUGCGAGCGCCUUUACAUCCUUUUGGGGACUUUUUCGAUUUAUUAGCUUGUGUGGUGAUUGCCGUGAUUGCAGGGUACAUUUAUUUCCCUUCACAAAACGCUAUUGGCAUUGUAGGCACCUAUCUACCACUGUUUGCAUGCAUUGUUGGAUUCAUCGUGCUAAAGUUCUGGACGGGCUCAAAGUUGAUCCCCUUGGAUGAGAUUGAUCUUGAUACUGGAAGAUCGGAUUAUGGUAUGCCACCACCACCCCCACCGUCGAGCGAAGAAGAAAAAGCCAACAAGGGUCCUUUGUAUUACCGAGUAUGGAAACGCUUGGUUCACUGGUUUACUUGA
Messenger RNA from Lichtheimia ornata, 1770 nucleotides. RefSeq lists its product as uncharacterized. Gene Ontology annotation, biological process: amino acid transmembrane transport. Lineage: Eukaryota; Fungi; Mucoromycota; Mucoromycetes; Mucorales; Lichtheimiaceae. The record is from RefSeq and is a predicted model, not a curated record. Gene Ontology annotation, molecular function: amino acid transmembrane transporter activity. Gene Ontology annotation, cellular component: membrane. The transcript is spliced from 15 exons. Bases 1 to 1770 code for a protein of 589 amino acids.